AUGGAAACGGAUCAUGUAACUGAAAUUUCUGAGACGGCCCGUCCCGGAAAAAUCUUGCCUGAAGUAAACGCACCAUCUAUUCCUCAAAUCACUCCAACUAAGGUAGAUGAUAAUGAUCUCACGGAUCUCAAGGAGGAAUCAACUACAUCUCCAUCUAAUCCAACUUAUGAUCACGCUUAUUUUCGUAAUAAAGCAUUAAAACAAUAUCCUAAUUUAUAUCGAGAAGGUAGUGAUGGAAAUGAUGAUUAUUACGGAUUUACUGAUAAAUUAUUAUGUCCGCUAUGCAAGUUAGAUCAUGAUAAUGAAAAUGGUAUAGAAGGCAGAUAUGAAACUGGAUCUUAUAAUCUUAAAUGUGAACAGCGCGGGAUUGAAAUUGAGCCUAUCACGUUCGAAGCCAAACCUGAUUCAGAGUUAAUUAUCAAAUCCGUGUUAGAGCAUUUCACAUACUUGAAAUUCCGAAAUAGUUUUAGAGGAAUUGAUAAUUAUAGUUUUGCAUCACCUCAGCCGUGGAGCUCACCAUGCCCUAUUUGCAAUGGAAAACAUGGGAAUUAUGGAUUACAUGGCGAAUGGUACCGCGAAAAUGAGAAUCAGCUCCCUUAUGAUCCCGAAUUAGCGAAGUUGUAUUCCCAAGAUAAGUUGGAAUAUUGUCUUACCUGCAACACUUCAAGUAAUAAAUUCAAGUUCGCAAUAGUAGCAUAA
Messenger RNA from Racocetra fulgida, 699 nucleotides. Lineage: Eukaryota; Fungi; Glomeromycota; Glomeromycetes; Diversisporales; Gigasporaceae. The record is from the annotation of a GenBank genome assembly.